Cornus florida is the source of this 545-nucleotide messenger RNA. Its product is annotated as disease resistance protein L6-like. Lineage: Eukaryota; Viridiplantae; Streptophyta; Magnoliopsida; Cornales; Cornaceae. The record is from RefSeq and is a predicted model, not a curated record. The coding region runs from base 42 to 545 and encodes 167 amino acids. The transcript has a single exon. Gene Ontology annotation, biological process: signal transduction.
GAGAGAGAGAGAGAGACUAAGCUACUCGUUUUGCUUUCGAAAUGGAUUCUGAGAAAGGCACCAGCACUGCUUUCAACUCUUCAUCCACGACCAUUCCAGGUGGUGAAUAUGAUGUCUUUUUGAGUUUCAGAGGCCCAGACACUCGUGAAACCUUCACUGAUUAUCUGUACACAAGUCUCAAAGAUGCAGGAGUUCGUACCUUUCAAGACAAUAAUGACCUUCGUAUAGGUGAAGAGAUCGGCCCAGAGCUCCUUGAGGCGAUCACUCAAUCGAAGAUCUCAAUCCCAAUUUUCUCCAAAGACUACGCGUCCAGUAAAUGGUGCCUCCGUGAGCUCUCCCAGAUGGUGGAGUGUAAGAGAACUACAAGACAAAUGAUUCUACCCAUCUUCUAUGAUGUUGAACCGUUUCAGGUUCGGCAUCAGUCUGGGAGUUACGAGGAGGCCUUCCGCAACCAUGAGAGUUGUUUCCAAGAAAGUACUGUUAAGGAAUGGAAGGAGGCAUUGAGAGAGGUUGGAGCACUCAAAGGGUUUCGAGAAAAAAGCUGA